AUGAUUUACAAAAAUAAAGGAGAGAAUACGACGGAACUCGCUUCUCUAUUAAGAGACCAGCUCAAUUAUUCAAAAAUAGAACUUGUGGAAGAUUUGGAAGAAGAGGAAGAAGGCUUGGUGUCGUAUGCUCUCGGUGCUUCUCAAAAGCUAGUUCCUUAUUUACCGGACAUGAAUACAUACAAAAUAUCUCUCCAACUUGUAAGGUCAGAAGAGAGUGAAUCCUCGUCUCUCACUCGGAAAGAGUUUGUUUCUGCCAUUUCGAAUUUUAUCGGAGACAGUCGACAAGAACAGCAGCAACCACUCACCCCCUUGGAUUCGUCCUCUCUUACAGAGAACUCGGAGAAUUCAGAGCCCGCGAAUCCACCGGAUGUCAUCACACGUUCUUAUCCGAUUCACAUCCACAAUAUUUCAAUCAAACAAUUCAAACUCCCACAGAUCGACUUGUCCCUGACCUGCUCUCAGGGUUGUAACGUGUCUCUCUUACUCGAAGACAUCAAGCAAACGCUGCAAGAGCAACUCACAAGGAAAAUUCAAUUCGAUUCUUCGGUCUUUCGAACAGCCCAUUGCGGCAUUACCGAGACUUCUCCACUUUGUGUGGACAAGGAGUGA
Blastocystis hominis is the source of this 609-nucleotide messenger RNA. RefSeq lists its product as hypothetical. Bases 1 to 609 code for a protein of 202 amino acids. The transcript has 3 exons. Gene Ontology annotation, molecular function: pseudouridine synthase activity; RNA binding. The record is from RefSeq and is a predicted model, not a curated record. Gene Ontology annotation, biological process: pseudouridine synthesis. Lineage: Eukaryota; Bigyra; Opalinata; Blastocystidae.